This is a messenger RNA of Python bivittatus (Burmese python), 2882 nucleotides long. The record is from RefSeq and is a predicted model, not a curated record. Lineage: Eukaryota; Metazoa; Chordata; Lepidosauria; Squamata; Pythonidae.
UUGACAUUUUUAUUUUUCUUUCAACAUGGGGAAGCAUAUCCCAAUUUACAUCUUACUGGGCUUGAUUCCUGCUGUUGUAAUUUCAGAUAUUUUGAUAUACCCACUCAGAAACAUUAAGAAAAGAAGUGCCACUGAUGUGCACACCAAAGGCAUAGAAAUCUACUGGAUGAAAAUUGACUGCAGUGUUACUUCCAGGUUUUCCCGUAAUGUUAUCACUAGUCGAGCUGUGAAUCGUGCCAAUGUAUCCAAGGAAGCUUUCUUUGAUAUGGAGCUUCCUAAAACAGGCUUUAUUACCAACUUUACCAUGACAAUUGAUGGUGUCAUUUAUCCUGGAAUCAUAAAGGAAAAAGAAGUUGCCCAAAAGCAGUAUCAACAAGCAGUUUCAAGGGGCCAGACUGCAGGGCUUGUGAAGGCUGCUGGAAGAAAAACAGAAAAAUUCAGUGUUUCAGUCAACAUUGCACCAACCAGCAAAGUUACUUUUCAGUUGACCUAUGAGGAACUGUUGAAGCGAAACUUUGGAAAAUAUGAGAUGUUCAUAAAAGUAAACCCAAAGCAGCUUGUCAAUUCAUUUGAGAUUGAAGCAGACAUCUUUGAGCCUCAAGGUAUCAGUGAACUCGAAGUUGAAGGGACAUUCAUCAACAAUGACCUGUUACCAGUCCUAAAAAAGUCUUUUUCAGGAAAAAAGGGCCAUGUGUCAUUCAGUCCCACUAUCGAACAACAACGAACCUGUGACAAUUGUACAACCACUCUGCUACAAGGAGAUUUUGUCAUUAAGUAUGAUGUGAACAGAGAUUCUCCUAAUAAUUUACAGAUUGUAAAUGGAUACUUUGUACACUUUUUUGCACCAAAAAACCUUCAACGUUUACCUAAAAAUGUUGCCUUUGUAAUAGAUGUCAGUGGUUCCAUGUAUGGACAGAAAAUUCGGCAGGCAAAGGAAGCCUUGACAAAAAUAGUUGAAGAUUUAAAAGAAGAAGAUCACUUCAAUAUCAUCCUGUUUGAAAGUUCAGUUUCAACAUGGAAAAAUAAGUUAAUUCAAGCUACUCCAGAGAAUGUGAACCAAUCAAAGGAAUUUAUUAGCCAAAUAAGAGAUUUGGGAGGAACAAAUCUUAAUGAUGGUUUACUGACUGGCAUUGAAAUGCUGAAUAAAGCUCAUGAAUCAAAAUCUGUCCCUGAAAGAAGUGCUUCUUUAGUUAUCAUGUUAACUGAUGGGCAGGCCAAUGAAGGUGUAUCAGAUCCCAGAAAGAUCCAAGAAAAUGCUAAGAAUGCAACUCAAGGAAAAUACCCUAUAUACAACCUUGGGUUUGGUUAUGGCGUUGAUUAUGCAUUUUUAGAGAGAUUAGCGACAGAAAACAAUGGUGUGGCUCGCCGCAUCUUUGAGGAUUCAGAUGCAGCCUUACAAUUACAGGGUUUUUAUGAUGAAGUCGCCAAUCCCUUGCUUACUGAAGUAGAGUUAGAAUAUGCAGAAAAUGCCAUCUCUGAUUUGACUCAAAAUAGUUUUAAACAUUUUUAUGAUGGCUCUGAAAUUGUUGUGGCUGGAAGAAUCACAGACAAUGACCUGAACAGUAUCACAGCAGAAGUAAAAGCUCAUGGGGCACUGGAGGAUCUGACUUAUACUGAACAAGCUGAUAUUGAGGAAACAGCCAAAGCUUUUGAACAGCAACUAUACAUAUUUGGAGAAUAUAUUGAGAGACUCUGGGCUUAUCUCACAAUUAAUGAACAACUAGAAGCACGUUCUGUAGCACAGGGAGAUGAAAAGGUAAAUCUUACUGCAAAAGCUCUGGAGAUGUCUCUGAAAUACAAAUUUGUGACUCCAUUAACAUCCAUGGUGGUCACAAAGCCAGAAGACAAUGAAGAAAAGGAAGCAAUUGCUGACAAACCUAUAGAAGCUGAAGCAAAGCAGCAGGUGUCUGCCUAUUAUCCUCCAUCUACCCCUUAUCAUUAUUCUAGUGUUGAUGGAGACCCACACUUUAUCAUAGCUGUGCCCCAGCAAGAAGAUGCCCUUUGUUUCAAUAUUAAUGAGGAGCCAGGGGUAGUAUUAAAUUUGAUAAACGAUCCAGUUACAGGUGUUACCGUCAAUGGGCAGCUUAUUGGAGAUAAAAAGAGCAUCAACGAUGUAAGACCACCGAAUACUUAUUUUGGAAAACUUGGGAUUAUAACUAUGAAUGUAACACUUGAAAUAACAACUCAGAAAAUCGUGCUUCAGAAUGAUACUGUAAUAAGAGUAUUCAGUUGGCUUGAUGACGUUACCUUACAAGAACCCAGUUUGACACUAAUAAUCAAACAAAAAAGGAGCAUGGAGGUUUCAGUUGGUAAUGGAGCAAAGUUUGUUGUUGUUCUACAUCAAGUGUGGAAGAAACAUCCACUACACCGAGAUUUCCUGGGAUUUUACAUGCUGGAUAGUCACAGAUUAUCUGAGGAAACCCAUGGCUUACUAGGGCAAUUUUUCCAUCCCAUUGGCUUUGAUAUACUUGAAGUCCACCCUGGAUCUGAUCCAGAAAAACCAGAUGCCACCAUGACUGUGAAAAAUAACCAGCUGACAGUAACCAGGGGAUGGCAGAAGGAUUACACAGCUGAUAUCCGACAUGGCACCAAUAUUCCUUGCUGGUUUAUUCACAACAACGGAAAAGGCCUUAUUGAUGGCAAUCACACAGACUAUAUUGUUCCCAGCAUAUUUUCAUAUAAAAAGAUUUAAGAGGUGUGAUGAUGAUGAUGAUCAAAAAAGUUCAUGCUAUGAUGACUGCUUGCAAUAACAUCCAAAUAAAUAUUUUUAACACUGUGGACUUAGUUGUGAAUCGGAAUAAUUGAAACUGAUAUUUUCAUAAUACAAUAUGUGUAUCUUCUGCUUAGAUUUCAUUUCAAUAAAUUGGAAAACUUUGUACUGA